AUGAUAAUUGCCACCGUUGGACCAUGUACUUGGUGCAUUCCAAGACGUUUCGACGGCAUCGCCAUAAGACUUACUGAAGACGCUGACUACGAUGCCGGCGAAACGUCUAAGAAUGUACCGCGUCCACGGCCUAGCGCUGGGAAUUAUCAUGACUAUGACAGCAGAGGACUUGGGAUAAGAUACGUCCAAUUAGAUUGCUUUGGCAACACAACCAAGUUGCGAAAACAAGGUCAGACCUCUUCUGUACAUCGAAAGAAGACUGCGAAAAAAGUAGAUGCCACAUCACCUUGGUCUCGACAACCGCUUCGAAUAGUCUAUUUACCCAUUCACACACUUAUGUCUGCUCGUUUCCUCCAAUGUCGCCUGAGAUUGUCGCUUCAAGAGGAUUCAGCAAGGUCGAAUCACCUUCACCACCGGUUUCAGAUGUCGUUUGCAGAGCUUCUGAGCCAUGACUUCUCACUUUCACUUAGCCCCUCCCCCAUCCCGCUGGCCAGUACUUUCCUCAGAAUCACCGUAUGGCUAGCUGCCCUUGAUCCUCCAAUUCUGACACCCGUUUACGUCAUAUUUGAGGAUUCAAAGAUCGGAAUCUUAUUCUCUCUGGGCUUCAGAACAAUGCCCAGUUAUCCUCUUUCUCAUCAUCUUUCUCUCAUGCCCUAUAAAGAGAGCAUGAUUCAUAACUGCUUGUGUGAAAAUCGACUGUUUGCCUUCUCCACUCCUAAAUCGCGGAAAGUAGACUCCUUGUCUCUCAAGUUGGCAGUCCCACCUAAAUCUACAGUUCCAUUGAGUUGUGUACAAGUACGUUGAUAUACCCUAACCGGUAAGUCUUCAGACAGAUUCCAGGUUUGGCUGCUUUUACUGCAAUCGCCGUUUCUUGAAUCCCUUUUGUCCUUCGUGAUCCUCUUUUUGGCGAUGUUUCUUCCUGUUGUUGAGUAG
This is a messenger RNA of Protopolystoma xenopodis, 933 nucleotides long. Lineage: Eukaryota; Metazoa; Platyhelminthes; Monogenea; Polystomatidea; Polystomatidae. The record is from the annotation of a GenBank genome assembly.